AGAGAGAGAGAGAGAGAGAGAGGAGAGCGCAGCAGAUUCACAGAGCGACCAUGCAGGGUGCAACAAUGCAGCCGGUCUCGGUGCAGCCAGCACCUUACACGCAGACCAUAACAAUCAGCCAAAUGAACGUCAACAACUGGAGCUCUGGGAUCUGUGACUGCUGUGAAGAUAUGGGGAUAUGCUGCUGUGCAUUCUGGUGCUUUCCUUGCUUGCAGUGUAGGACAGUCAGCGACUUUGGAGAGUGCCUUUGCCUCCCCUUACUGGACCCUAUGUGUGCUGGUUACAUAGGAACCGGUUUAAUCUGCCCCCCAGUGUCUAUGGCAAUGCGGGCCGCUGUCCGAGAGAGAUAUCGCAUUCCGGGAUCCAUCUGCGAUGACUGCUGCAUGCUGUACUGGUGCAUGAGCUGUUCCUGGUGCCAGAUGGCGCGUGAGAUCAAGAGGCGUAAACAGCCCGUCAACUUCAUAACCGCCCAGACAACCAACGUGACGGUGCCGAUGCAGCCGCAGUACUAUCCUACAUACCCACCUGUCACAUAUUAACCUCAGCCACCCCACCCUCCGGACUGGAACUCAACUUACCUCCAUCCGUCCGCCGGCUCGCUAUACGGGGGAUGGACACUGAUGGGCGCUGGGAUCACACUGGUGUUACAUAGAACACACAUUUAUGGUUUCACUUAUCUACUGUAGUACCGUUUGGGUGGAGCUCGUUAUAUUAACAUUACAUUUAUUAUUAUUAUUAUUAGUAGCAGUAGUAUGUUAUAACGUAUAGCGCCACCAUAUAACAUAGUGUUGUACAGAGAAUAUAUGUCAGUCACAUUAGUCCCUGCCCCAUUGAAGCGUCCAGCCUAGGGACCUGGAAGAGAGUUGUACGUAGCUGUGAUCUCCGUGCGCAGCAGAUGUGCGAGAAUACGCCAAUGUUGCCGCCACCUGGAAACGGAUAAAGACGCCCGCCAGCAGAUUCACAGAUCCCAUUACCUGCAUACAAACACGCAGCGGCGGUCCCAGAUCCUUACAUAACAGAGUUACCCUACGGUCGCGCAGAAAGGCUGCAGGAACUGAGAUUCAGACGCCAUGUUUUCUGCGCACGGUAUCGCAGAUGCAGGCUGGGACGCGCCCCCAAAAUGAUUGUGACACACAUGCAAUUUUUGCCACCACUCCCCCAAACGGUCUCUGUCUUUCACUUUAAGAAGAAAUCCUCGCUGCGAGCGGCGUCGGUGUGGUACCAUGGCGCGUGCGCAGUGUGACCGUGACGCAUGCGCUGUCAGCAGAUAAUUGCUGAUUUCUGUAAGUAUCAACAUUGCGUACAUCUUCCAUGUUGUCUCUCGGUGAGGGGGAAAAGCGGAAUCUGGCUUCCCAAGCGUCUGAUUAUAACACCAGCAUGACGUUCACAGUAAUAAAAAGAAAUGGCUGUCUGUCAAUUUACAUUUUUCACGUAGAUUAUUACGUUUGCAAUUCAAGUGCAACGCUCGCAGUCUCCACCGUGUGGCGCAUGAUCAGAUUAAGCCAGUGGUUCCCAAACAUUUUUAAAGCACAGUGAACUUGUAAAUUUCUAAUUAUAUCUAAAUAAACAUUUCAAAUGCCAGCAUUAAUAUAUGCUGUGGAUGCAUGGCGCAUCUUAUUACCAUAUACGAUAAAAGCGCGCUGUACGUCGCAAACACUACAUCCCUUAAGAGAAAGCAAAUUCUCGCACACAUAGUAGGUUGAGGUCCAACGCUCAGAGAUGUAUAUAUUUGAUAUUAAAAGAGUAUGCAUACAAUAUAA
Messenger RNA from Pseudophryne corroboree (corroboree frog), 1760 nucleotides. RefSeq names its product cornifelin homolog. The transcript has 4 exons. Lineage: Eukaryota; Metazoa; Chordata; Amphibia; Anura; Myobatrachidae. The record is from RefSeq and is a predicted model, not a curated record. Bases 51 to 539 code for a protein of 162 amino acids.